GAACUGAGAGACAACCAUAUUCACAGUACUACUAACAGUGGAUUUGAGCACCAUAUCACACAACAUAUAACGUCUUGAAUUUAUCUUGCAGCGCCCUCAAUGUGGAACUUCAGUAAACGUGGAAUUCGCAACGAUGUGGUGUUAUUAAAGAUUUGAUAUAAUAUUUGUUAAUAUCGUCUCGAAAUUAUCAUCAAAAUGGAUCCAGCAUUACUUAGAGAACGAGAACUCUUUAAGAAGAGAGCUCUCACAACGCCAACAGUCGAGAAGAAGAAAAGAGAGCCAGAGAAGGAAGUGAAUCGAGAUGAACCAUCAAAGAAGAAACCAAAGUCCUCUUCGGUGUCCUCAGGACCCAAACUGGAUAUGGUUAAUUAUAAGACUAUGUCUGGUAGUUCUCAAUAUAAGUUUGGUGUAUUGGCAAAAAUAGUAAAACAUAUGAAAGCGAGGCAUCAGGAUGGCGAUGACCACCCUUUAACAUUGGAAGAGAUUUUGGAUGAAACAAAUCAAUUGGAUGUAGGAUCUAAGGUGAAGCAAUGGCUACAAACAGAAGCACUAAUAAAAAAUCCAAAAAUAGAGGUAAUGCCAGAUGGUAGAUUCUGUUUUAAAGCAUUGUACAGAAUCAAGGAUAAAAAAUCAUUGUUAAGAUUAUUAAAGCAGCAGGACCUAAAAGGACUCGGAGGUAUUUUAUUAGAAGAUAUACAAGAAAGCUUACCUCACUGCGACAAGCAUUUAAAGAGCUUACAAAAUGAAAUAUUAUUUAUCACACGACCGUUAGAUAAAAAGAAAAUUGUUUUCUAUAACGAUAAAACCGCACAGUUUCCAAUUGACGAUGAAUUUCAAAAAUUGUGGCGUGCAGUUGCGGUAGAUGCAAUGGACGACCAGAAAAUUGAUGAAUACCUCGAGAAGCAGGGAAUCAGAUCGAUGCAAGAUCACGGUCCAAAAAAGCCAGCUCCCAUUAAAAGGAAGAAACCUAAUGCGAGGAGGAAGCAAUUUAAAAAGCCAAGAGAUAAUGAACAUUUGGCCGACGUUUUAGAAACAUACGAUGAUGGCAAAUAAAAGCUGAAGUGUUUAAAAGUGAAUGUUGUAUAAUAAUACUAUUGAUAAUCAGUUCGACGAUAUUCGUGUGCAGUCACGCUCGCAAUAUGUUGCAGUUCAACAGAGCACUUGUUUUGCACAGUGUCAUACAGCUGAAUGUGAUAUGGAAGUUAGUAUUUAACUAGUAAGAGUGAUACUCAUGUAGGAAGGAUCAAAGUGUGAAGAAACUUGUAGGAUACUGGGCUGAAUCGCUUUUCCCCCUGGAAUAAGCACGCGUUGCUUUACUACCCAGCAUCCUGUCUAAUAAAGACUGUUUAUUUCGUCUUCUUGCUGCUAAAACUUCACGGCAUAGUUCGUGGAAGGACUCAGCCACUUGAG
Cephus cinctus (wheat stem sawfly) is the source of this 1410-nucleotide messenger RNA. It is a transcript of the gene TfIIEbeta, whose product is annotated as general transcription factor IIE subunit 2. Bases 196 to 1053 code for a protein of 285 amino acids. Gene Ontology annotation, cellular component: transcription factor TFIIE complex. Gene Ontology annotation, biological process: transcription initiation at RNA polymerase II promoter. NCBI's taxonomy places the organism in Eukaryota, Metazoa, Arthropoda, Insecta, Hymenoptera, Cephidae. The transcript is spliced from 5 exons. The record is from RefSeq and is a predicted model, not a curated record.